This is a messenger RNA of Trametes versicolor FP-101664 SS1, 885 nucleotides long. RefSeq names its product cytochrome P450. NCBI's taxonomy places the organism in Eukaryota, Fungi, Basidiomycota, Agaricomycetes, Polyporales, Polyporaceae. Bases 1 to 885 code for a protein of 294 amino acids. Gene Ontology annotation, molecular function: monooxygenase activity; heme binding; oxidoreductase activity, acting on paired donors, with incorporation or reduction of molecular oxygen. The record is from RefSeq and is a predicted model, not a curated record. The transcript has 6 exons.
AUGUUGCACAAAUUCAUGCGGAAACUCCUUGUGUCCCCUGAUGAUCUGAAGGAGCACCUUCGUUACAUCUUUGCUGCCACGAUGAUGAAAGUGCUCUACAAUAUCGGCGCUCAGGAAAAUGGCGACGAGCUAGUCAGUGUCGUGGACGAAGCGAUCUCACGCACGGCGACGCUUGCAACCGGCGUGCACCCGGUCGAAAUCUUCCCCUUUUUGAGACACUUGCCGAGCUGGGUGCCUGGCACGGACUUCCACGAUGCGUUCGCGAAGUGCCGGGCGGCCGUUGAGCAUCUCAAAGAGACACCGUUUGCGACUUUGAAUGCUGCGCUAAACGAAGGCCGGGCUGCUCCAUGCGGCAUCUCGGUUUUGCUGUCUAAGCUCAUUACACCCGCAGGCUCCAGUUCCGAGAAUGCAUAUUGGGAAGAUGUUAUCAAAAAUGUUGGUCUGGUAGCGUUCGAAGCGGGUGCUGACACGUCGUUCUCCACCCUGCAGGCGGUAUUCCUCGCGAUGUCGCUCUACCCGAACGUUUUGAAGACGGCUCAAGCUGAACUUGACGCGGUCGUGGGUUCACGCCGCCUCCCCGAUUAUGGGGACCGAGACGAGCUCCCAUAUGUCAACGCCAUCAUAAAGGAAGCCUUGCGGUGGCAUGUCGUCCUCCCGCUGAGCCUGCCGCAUAACACAGUCGCAGACGACGAGCUGGAUGGGUACUUCAUACCAGCCGGCACGAUCAUCAUGCCGAACACCUGGGCAAUGCUUCAUGACCCAGAAGUCUUCGAGGAUCCCGAAGAAUUUAGGCCUGAGCGAUUUCUACGUGAUGACGAGUUGGACGACACCGCUCGCGACCCGUACGCCUUUGCGUUCGGAUAUGGGAGAAGGCAGGUCCCCUGA